Trichosurus vulpecula (common brushtail) is the source of this 1103-nucleotide messenger RNA. It is a transcript of the gene RSPO3, whose product is annotated as R-spondin 3. The record is from RefSeq and is a predicted model, not a curated record. NCBI's taxonomy places the organism in Eukaryota, Metazoa, Chordata, Mammalia, Diprotodontia, Phalangeridae. Bases 408 to 1103 code for a protein of 231 amino acids. The transcript is spliced from 4 exons.
CGCCGCCUCGUCCUGCCCCCAGCCCUCAGCCCCCAGCCCUCAGCCCUCGGGAUCGCCGCCUCCUCGCAACAUGCUACCUGCAGCAGCCUCGGCGUGGCGGCUCGCCUCUUCUGGACCCCUCUCCCGCCUCGAUGACAGCUCUCCUCUAAGAUCCGCUGGAUUUAAUUGCUCGGACAAUUUGAAAGUGCAAUAAUUGAUUUGUCCCCUUCCCACUCACUUCGCUUCAUUUUCAUCUCCCUUCUCCUCCUCCUCAUCGCUACUGUCGGAUCUGAGCCGAGAAGUUGCUCAGCGGUUUUGGUUAUAUGCGUGCUUAUCUAUAUAUCUAUAUCUAUAUUUAAUAACCACCAACAAAAUUAACAACCAAAAAGACAAGGGGGAAAGGGAAGAGACACCAUUACCGGGUUACUAUGCACUUGCGACUGAUUUCUUGGUUUUUUAUCAUUUUGAACUUUAUGGAAUACAUCGGCAGCCAAAACGCCUCCAGGGGAAGGCGACAGCGAAGAAUGCAUCCUAACGUCAGUCAAGGCUGCCAAGGAGGCUGUGCAACAUGUUCGGAUUACAAUGGAUGUUUGUCAUGUAAGCCCCGGCUAUUUUUUGUCCUGGAGAGGAAUGGCAUGAAGCAGAUUGGAGUGUGUCUCUCUUCAUGUCCAAGUGGAUACUAUGGAACACGAUCUCCAGAUAUAAAUAAGUGUACAAAAUGCAAAGCUGACUGUGAUACCUGCUUCAACAAAAAUUUCUGCACAAAGUGUAAAAAUGGAUUUUACUUACACCUUGGAAAGUGCCUUGACACCUGCCCUGAAGGGUUAGAAGCCAACAAUCACACCAUGGAGUGCACCAGUAUUGUGCACUGUGAAGCUAGUGAGUGGAGUCCGUGGAGCCCAUGUACAAAAAAAGGAAAAACAUGUGGUUUCAAAAGAGGGACCGAAACACGGGUCAGAGAAAUCAUACAACAUCCUUCUGCAAAAGGCAACCUGUGUCCACCCAUGAGCGAGACAAGAAAGUGUGUGGUGCAAAGAAAGAAGUGUCCAAAGGGAGAACGAGGUACAACAAUAGAAGUCAAAUGCAUUGUUUGUGUUUUCAGCUCUCAUAAUUCAACAGUAUGA